CUCCGUAGCCUCCAGAUCGUGGUGUUGCAGAAAUCCAGCUUUCGAACGGUAGACGUGCGUGCGGCUGGCCUCUCGGGUUAUUAGUGGCGGCUUCUAAGGACGGGGACGAGGGACGAGGUUCAGUCGGUGUCGGUGCCAGUCGAUCAGGUUACUAGCCUCCGACUGGUAACUGCUGGACACCAUUUGGGUCUGGGUGCUCUUGACUGUAAGGUCCUCACGUAUUUACCGAAGAACUGAUUCGUGGGGGCAGGUGAGGGCCGAGGGGCCUUUCUGCGUGGGGAUGGCCAGGCCGGGCCGCCUGGAGACUCGGCAGUAGAAUCUCGUCCUGGAGAGCUGUGUCUCCCCUCCGUUUCUGCUCCAGGAGCUGCUUCGGAGUUACUCUGCUUCAGCCAUGUCGCCGGCUCCAGGUGCAGGCCUGGCUCCUGCCUCGGUCUCCCUGUUGGACCUCAGCGCGGAAGCCCCACUCGUUCGGGGCCUGAGCCUGGUGAGCCAAGCACCCGCGGAGGCUCUGGCCGGGGCGUCGCAUACUCCCUGUCCAGGAGAGAGCACACUGUCAGGAAGAAAAGUAUCCCCAUGUUCUCUGGAUAUUUCAGAGAAAUUAUUUUGUUCAGCCUGUGACCAGAUCUUCCAGAACCACCAGGAACAGAGAGAGCAUUAUAAACUUGAUUGGCAUCGCUUUAACCUAAAACAACGUCUCAAGAACAAGCCUCCCUUGUCUGCUUCGGACUUUGAAAAGCAGAGCUCCACAGGAGAUCUUUCCAGCAUCUCGGGAUCCGAAGACUCAGACUCCUCUAGCGAGGAGGACUUGCUGACGCAGGAUGAGGGGAGGGCGGAGUUUGAAAAACCUAACCGACCCCGAGGAUUCUACCCACAUCGGGUCCUUUUCAAAAACGCCCAAGGCCAGUUUCUGUAUGCCUAUCGCUGUGUCCUAGGCCCUCACCAGAUUCCCCCAGAAAAAGCGGAGUUGCUGCUACAGAGCCUGCAAAGUGGAGGUCCCAGGUACUACGUGGUGCUCAUGGCUGCGGCUGGGCAUUUUGCUGGUGCCAUUUUUCAAGGAAGAGAAGUGGUGACACACAAAACCUUUCACCGUUACACCGUGCGGGCCAAGAGGGGCACAGCCCAGGGGCUUCGGGAUGCCCAGGGGAGGCCGUCACGGUCUGCUGGAGCCAACUUGAGGCGUUACAAUGAAGCCAUGCUGUAUAAGGAUGUUCGUGACCUGCUAGCAGGGCCAGCCUGGGCUAAAGCACUGGGGGAGGCAGACAUAAUACUGCUACGUGCCCCACGCUCUGGCCGGUCCUUGUUCUUUGGAGGCCAGGGGGCACCCUUGCAAAAGGAUGAUUCCAGACUUUGGGAUAUCCCCCUCACCACCCGAAGACCCACUUUUGGAGAGCUUCAGCGUGUGCUUCAUAAGCUGACAACCUUGCAGGUGUAUGAUGAAGACCCUCGAGAAAUGGUCAGAUUUCAUUCACCUGAGAAACACUGGAAGCCAGUGAGAGAGGAGAGGAAAAAGGCUGCUGAUAAAGAAAAAACAAAGGUCCCCAGUGAUGAAAAUAAGGCACUUGGGCAGGAUGAAGAAUCACUCAAACAAGGUUCAGAGUCUCAGGAAGAAGAUGGCUCCCAAGUAGAGUUGGAGCUAGUAGAAUUGACACUGGGGACCCUGGAUCUUCGUGAAUUUGAGGUGUUGCCCAAGCGGAGGAGGAGGAAAAAGAAGAAGGAGAGAAGUCAAGGCCAGCAGUGUGAGACACACGUGACUCUUCUUCAGCAAUCUCGAGACGGGCCCCUCUCACAGGCAGACCAAGUGGUUACAGCCAAAGCCCCUGACCAGCCAGAGCUCUGGGACAUGCUUCUGUCGGCUUGCCGAGCUGGGGAAGUUGAGGUGCUAAAGCUCCAGCUCGCUACUGGGCCUGUCGACCCUGGAGUUAGGUCCCUACUCAAUGCCCCUUUGGGCUCUGGUGGCUUUACUCUCCUGCAUGCAGCGGCUGCAGCCGGAAGAGGCUUAGUAGUCCGUCUUCUGUUGGAGGCAGGUGCUGACCCUACUAUACAGGACUCUAGGGCUCGGCCACCUUAUACUGUGGCAGCUGACAAAUCCACACGGAAUGAAUUCCGAAGGUUCAUGGAGAAGAAUCUUGAUGCCUAUGAUUACAACAAGGCUCGGGUGCCAGGGCCACUGACUCAAGAAAUGGAGGCCCGCCAGGCCGCAAAGAAGAAGGAGCAGAAGGCAGCCCGCCGGCAGCGGGAGCAGCAGCAGCAGCAGCAGAGGGAGCAGGAAGAGCAGGAGCAGGAAGAGCGGCGGCGAUUUGCUGCCCUCAGUGACCGAGAGAAGAGAGCCCUGGCUGCAGAACGCCGACUCGCUGCCCAGUUGGGAGCCCCUAGCCCUCCAGUUCCUGACUCUGCGGCUGUCAAUGCUGGACGCUGUUGGGGUUGUGGCGUGUCCCUCCAAGGCCUCGUUCCCUUUCACUACCUCGACUUCUCUUUCUGCUCCACACGUUGCCUCCGAGACCAUCGAAGUCAGGCAGGGAGGCCUUCUUCCUGAUUUCUUAUACCAUCUGGGGCCAACUCGAGGCCCUGAGAGGACACAUUCAGACCUAGAGUUUCUCUUCCUCCUCAUGAAGCUCGAGAUUAUGUGGAAGAUGGGGGUGAAGGACUCAGGAACAAGGGCAGGGCAGGGCCACAGAGGUGCGUGGAGCAGCACUGUCUUUGGAAUUUUAAUCACAAUAAAGUUUGGCAAGAAAACUGUA
Peromyscus maniculatus bairdii (prairie deer mouse) is the source of this 2738-nucleotide messenger RNA. RefSeq names its product ankyrin repeat and zinc finger peptidyl tRNA hydrolase 1 (gene Ankzf1). Gene Ontology annotation, biological process: ERAD pathway. The record is from RefSeq and is a predicted model, not a curated record. NCBI's taxonomy places the organism in Eukaryota, Metazoa, Chordata, Mammalia, Rodentia, Cricetidae. Gene Ontology annotation, molecular function: protein binding.